Molecule: messenger RNA, 5488 nt
Organism: Haliotis rufescens (red abalone)
Lineage: Eukaryota; Metazoa; Mollusca; Gastropoda; Lepetellida; Haliotidae
Exons: 3
Coding region: 947-2899 (650 amino acids)
Source: RefSeq, a predicted model, not a curated record
GGAGUCUCUCCAUGCUGUGAAGUCGCAAUGUACCAGGUGUGUUCCUGCCGACACAAUCUAAACACCACCUUUAUACCAGCCGUGUUGUCGGACUCCACAUAGCUAAUAAUUGGCCUUCACGGGACCACUCAAACUGGACUAUUUACAUUCGCAGCAUAAUUGAAGGCGUGCGAGCUGCCCCAGGCCACACAGGGCUGUGACGGACAACGACAGGAGAUCUGAGGACAUGGAUAUAUCGUCUUUGUAAACACGUGGAUUAUAGGAAGUCUGGAUUAUCGGUGACCAGUGAGGCUAGCUUAUCGGAGGCUGGUGAUCCUUAUUGGGUUGAUUGACACCUUGACCCGUCCGUGUCCAGGAUCGAGUGAAGGGUUUAUCAGCAUGUUCGAUCAACACUGAGGGGAAGGUGUAUCGCGGAGACUGAAAUAGUUAAGGGAUCCACCCACACAGGUAUACUUGAGAGUGUGUGUGACAUUGUAUUGUGAGUUACCUCGCCGCUGGACGCUGUAAAGAGACUCCGGUAACAGUGACUCACAUCUCACCUGGCUUUGUACUCAUUCACCCCUGUCUGCGCGUUACGGACAGCUGAUACCAAUAACCUACUUCAGCACGUUGUUUAAACCACCUAUGGAAUACAUCUGUUGAGAUUGUCACCUCCCUUUCAUUUUUAUCUCAACCAGGAUGACCCGGAAGUUAAUACCUGACGGCAGACGACAAUCGCUGCUCAAGCAGACGACACAUUGAUGGAUACUGUGUUGAACGCGUAGUGUGAGACGGAUAAGGCGUACUUCGAUAGGCGAUUCCCUUCCAGUGAAGUUCCCCAGCGAUGUUUGUUCGGUGGUAAUUGGUGAUAGUGUGAUUGAUGUCUCCCACUCUGUCCACGGCGAUACUACACAGCGUCUGAUCAGCACCAGCGUAUCUGUAUACGACAUCGUCAACGUAGCCGACAAUGGCUGACAUCGAGUUGACGGGCAUUCGGUCACGUGACCCGGACCGACCCACAUUCGACUCGUCACAGGAAGGCCUCCUGUCAGCGGAAACUCAAGAUCCCGGUUUAGCCAAUGGGAAUGGACACAUCCAGCCUGAAAGCGAGGCUUUCCUUGGACUCGGAGGCGUCGACAAGCCCACGUCGGUCUCCGUGUUCAAGAGACCAAGACGGAAAUGGUGGAUUUUAGUGAUAAUAAUAUUCCUUGUGGCGAUCUUAAUACUUGCAGUAUUCGUGGGAGUGUUCUUCAGUGUUUCAAAAGGUAAUGAAAUGAGGCCUGCUACAUGGCUCAACUCAACGACCAUCAACGCCUCUUUGGUGGUCCCUCCUCCAUCUCCAUCUCCAUCUCCGACGCCUAAACCACCACCCGAACUCUACAUCCAGAAAUUCCAGUCUUUCAGGGAUUCCAGCAGCAGCAAGCUAUUUGAAGUCACAUUCAGUAAUGGAACGACACUCCGGACCUUUGGCCACAAGGGCAUGGAUGGGAGCUUCCAUUCCUUGUUCUCUAUAAGUGUUGGAGACGCCAAAGGGUCGGACCUCACCCACAUCCAGUUUAAAGGAGAAAACAAUUUCGCUUCUGUUAUGUUACCCGACGGUACUAUUGUUAGCUAUGAUUGGACACACGGAUUUAAGAGUCUGGAGUGCAAAGUAUUUUCAGUGACAAAACCGGGUGACGAUAGUUCGGUUCCGCUAUCGCACAUUGUUACGUUACCCCUCGGAACGUAUUCGGAAAUAUUCGUUCGUAUUUCCAAAGGACUCAUCAAACCUCAUGUUCAGUCACGGACUAAUGUUUCUCGCGAGGAGUGCAACUCCCGUCUCCCCCUGCGUGUGACCAAGUGUGGGGGGCAGUACACAUACCACGGGUCGUUCAUCCAGGGGUUACUCACCACAGAUGGGGGCCCACAUGUCAUGAUGGACGCUCUGCCCUGGCCAACCACCCAGGAUAAUUGUCACGAGAAUCAGAAAGAGAUGCCCAACUACUUUUUACCCCUUCCUUUAGGUGGAAAUGUGUCAGCUGAAAAAAUGAAGGAAUCUUUUUGCUCAAGCGGGACAAAUGUGUUUAUAAACUUGUGUUUAUCGAUCGAGGGAUCGGAUACGACGCUAGACCACGACAUUUGCACCGAGGUCGCGCGUACGGUCAAAAAUGAGAGAGAUGUGCUUUAUAAUCAUAUAUAUGGCAGCUGUUUUAAAAUCUUUCAUUCCAUUCGUCUAACAUGUGUAGCACUUAAGGUGUCCAGUUCCAAAGGUGUGAGUACCAACGACUUCGGUCUAUCUAAACUGGAGAUUUAUCAGAGUCUGUGUAUGAACACCAGCAGCACCCUGGACGUCUUACGGGGCUCGCGUCUCGUGGUCGGUGUAACGGCCUACUGCCCCUCGGUCCUUCCACUCUCUUCUUAUCAGCAGCAUAUAUAUUUGAACCAAUCAAAUCCAGGCACUCUUCAAAAUAUGAUUCGCAUAAACUGUCCUAGUUCACCGGAAGUGACGCGAUUCGUACUAGGGCAUAAAUACAUUGGUCCAUCUCCAUCCGGACUUAGUAAGGGCGGGAUGGUUGAUCACAUCCUCCGUGUUUGUGCCACGUGCGCCUUCGGGACUAAGAUGGAGGUGGAGGUGACACGUGACGACACGUGUUGCUAUAACAACUGCACCCGGGCAAAACUUUGUGAAAUUGGCCCGAACACUCGUCAGAAGGAGAUGAGUGAGUUUGACAAACACAGUGACAUGUAUUGCCAUCAAUUCCUGGCAGGAUUCAACAAUACAAUGCCAUCUGUUGAUAAAAAGUGUGUGAGUGGCUGUAGGAUGGAAUUCAGUGUGAACUUCAAGCUUUACAACACUGAAACAGAGCAAGUAUUUUAUCACCAGACACUCACGUGCGACCAGGACAAUAGUUUCUCGUGUAAACGGACGUUCGGGAGGUAGUAAUCUCCCCUUUGUGUAACAUGUCAUCCAUGUGUGUGUUCUUUGGUCGUCAUCUCCCUUUGUGUAAUACGUCAUCACAAUGUGUGUUCUCUGACGUUGGCAUAGUAUCAUGCAUUACCAGUCAUACAGUCGUGCAACGGCUCAUAAUGUGACUCUUCAUAACUAUCGUUCAAUUGUGACGAUACCACGUUUUACAACAGGGAUAAUAUUAUUGUGGCCAGUGUGCAGAAUACGUCAGUAUCCAGAAUUCCAGAGUUUGUUUGAAAAAAGCAUUACAUUAAGCACCAGCAUAAACAUUCCAAGCAACGCUUGCCGAGUGACUGUCCUGUGUACAGUGAAUCCUUUCUUCUUUCUUUCAGCUUCAAUUUAUUCUAUUCAAGUCACUAUGCUCAAUGCACUCUUCUAUUCGCACACCUGUUGUCCUGCUGAGGCUGUGAGGCUGAAACAGUUACGGAGUAUCCAGCAUGGGAUGUAUUGUUGGACAGACAUUACUAGAAGUUGACGGUUGACAAAGUAGAGACAAUUAAUGGAUAACAGCUUCUUUAUUCACUGUUAAAGCGCGCUUGACAACGGUAUAAGGAUCUAUACCGAAACGUCGCCUUUACAGUAAAUAAAGAAGUUGUUAUCCAUAAAUUGCCUCUACUUUAGCAUGGGAUGUGUUGAUAUCUUCAGUGCCCGGAGGGUGCUCCCGUGUCGCCUGUUCUUGGAUGGGUAUAUGUUGUGAACCAGUGUUUAGUAUUAUUUCUUUCUGUGAUUGCUUCUAAUCGUGAAGGGACAGCUGCACUGUCUCCUCCAACAUUCCAUGUCUGAUGUCUGUGAUAUGGCGUCUGAAUGUUCCACAGUUGUGUUGAGAUUUUGUUCCAGAGUUCGGUGUCCUUCGUCGGAUCAGAUCUGGUCAUACAAAGCCUUCUUUGCCAAGAGAUCACAUGGCAAGGCCAGUUAUCUGUCAUGAGCCACGAUACAUUCUUAUGCAUAAAUCUCUAUUUUGUGUUCCUAUCUUCAACAGCUUUGUACAUGUAUUUCACGAACGUUUAAUGCUAAGAACCUUUGUCAUAAGUUAGGGUGAUGAUGAAAUUGGGUCAUUAGUUGGAAAUGGGUUUUCAAAAAAAUCAAGAACAUGAGGAACUUGCGACGCGCGAUUUGAUAUUCCCAGAAAAUUCUUGAAAAACAUAUUUCUGCUUCAAACUGUUGAAAGAAAAUAGAAAUUGUCUGCCACCAAAAAUACAUUAUUGCAAGAGGCUUUUUCUUAUCUAGUUCUUCAGCUGUAGAUGAAAAAAUCUAGUCUCCUCCCUCCCCCAAUCCAGAUGAUCAAAUGAUCGGAACCUUGUAAAGUUUAUCUCAAAUCAGCCAUUUGUAAACCCAUUUCACCGAUGCCACAACAAGUAGAUGAUAUCAAGGGAAUCAAAUUUGCUCAAUGUUACAAAUUAGAAUCUUGAUAAUGUGGGUAAAACUGUAUGAAUGUAGGCCUAGGAGAUUGCCCUCAUAUUUGAAGACGACCGUGAUGUGUUGUCUAUUGCUCGAUAUUUGGCGUUAAUCAUGUCAGGUUCUUUAGCAUAAAGGAAACAUGCCCGACGACGGGAGCUUAAUCAAUCAUUGCAGAGCUAAGUCAGGCGGAGUCGUGUACAUAGCACAGGGAUCACGUGGAUGGUAAUACAAACAUCAUAUUCAAUCUCUGUUGUGUAUAUAUGUAUAUAUAUUCUUACUGAUUGUUAUUUCCUCACAUUCACAGUUAUCCAUGUAUUUAUCAUCAUAUGUUUACAAGGUCGAGUUAUGUGUUUGAUAUUUGCGGAAAUUGUUAAAUAUUUGAAGAUCACCUAACAGCAAUUUAUUUCUAAUCACCCUCAAAUGUUUUAUCGCUAUAUUUGCACAUGAACACAUGGAAAAGGAUCUGCACAACCGAUGUGGUGAUCGAGUUUUGUCCGUGGCUUCAUAUAAAGGUUUAGUAUCCACACACGACCGAAUCCGAGGGUGAAUCAGCCAGCGAGAUCUUUCGUCACCACUCGCCCCUUUCCGUAACCUGCAGGAAGAUCCGUUUACUAUCGACUGGACUUAUGUGCGAAAACGUGUACGACUAUGAUUAAAAUUCGAUGAGUGAAUUCCUCGUUAUAAAUCUUCGUUUAUAGUAAAGAAUAAACCCAGCAGUUGCCAAUUUCCUCUUUGGUCGUAAACAGCAACUGUGUUUUUAAAUUAUACGUAAAACUUGCGAUGCCGAAUCGCAAGUUGUUCAACAAAUUGACUUAUCUAUACCGUUUUCCCGCUUGCUCUGAGACGGAACCCAGUUAAUAAAAUGUCCACCAUAGGGACACGAAGUGCCAUUCGGCUUAUCCCUGAAUGACACGAGUGGUGACGAAUGCAGUGUGACCUUCCGCGUGGAUGCUUAGUGAUGUUUGAGGUCAAGUGAUGAUAAUAGCUUACAGACGCAAUGGGACAAUUCAGUGCCCUCGGUUUCACGCACGAUAUUUUUUUCCCCAUUCAUGAGAACAUUUUUAUCCGUUGAUAGUUUAUGCAAUGAAAGUGCUAUUUAUUUCUUUAAUUUGUGCAAUAUGUUCAUAUAAAAUACACUGAUUGUUUCUAUCGUCCAACAAUUCA